GUAUCCAAAUGAUUUGCACUUACGUCUCGUGUGCUCGUGGCAUCCGUGAGACCGUGACACCCAAAUCCACAAUUUGGACGAGCACGCACACAAGUCCACGGCCCGAACAGUAAAUAGUUACAGUAGUACUACGCACUACGAGGCCACGAGCGAUGCCUGAUAUCCCCAAGGAACACCAACCAAAGCCUCCACGCCUCCUUGUUCACGUGCCACGGCAAAGGGUGAAAUCGUUCACGGGUUCGCGGCGAGCUCCUAGAUAAAAUGCCUCGACGACGGCCAUCAGGAUGAAAACACCGCCUCGUGCCUCCAUCGUCCCGAGGAUCGAUCGAAGAGCCAGACGUGCCGCGAUGAGCCGCCGCACCAGGCGCGGCGACCGGCAGCAGCAGCCGCCAGCUCAUUGCACGACCGUGUCCGACAAUCCCAUCUUCUUUGUGCACGACGGCCUCGACGACGCGCCGGGCGCCGCAGUCGCCAAGCCGCUGCCGCUGCCUCCGAGCAGGGCGCACCUGCAGCCUGCGGGCUCGCGGCGGGCAGCCGGUUCCACGUUCGUGGCGAGCCGGCACGGGAGCGGCUGGGUCCUGAGGAGGGUGCACCAACAGGACCCGUUCCUCGCCGCCUACGUGGCCUGCACCAAGAGCGGCGGCGGCGGCAAGGUCGACGCUGCUCCGCCAAAGAGGGAGCAAAAGAAGAAGAACAGGGGCAGAGGCGAUGCUGCUGUCCAGGGGUGCGGCAUUUGGAGCGGUUGGACGGCGGCGGGAGCAAAGUACGCCGGAGCGAUGUCGUGUAAGUACGGCUGCAACGUUGCCACCGCGCAGGGCGACGAUCCUGCCGCGUCCCCGGCGCCCAGGCUGCACCUGUCGCGGCAGCUGGUGGUGAUACCGGCCAGGAAGAGGGCCCUGCAGCCACUGGGGCGGGCGCAGGGCUGAGGGGAGGGUGCUGUACUUGUGUUUGUUUUUUUUUGUUUUUUUUUACCGGGAGUACUUGUGUUUGUUUCUGGUGUUGUGUAGUGCACCCCACCAUGUACUCCCUCAGUUUCCAAAUAUAAGUCGUUGAAAGUGUAAACUAAACUCCCCCAACAAUUUAUAUUUCGAAACAGAGAUAAUAGUAUAUGACCUAUAAUCAAUGUAACAAUACUACUGCAGUGUGUAAAAUUAUGAAGAGAUAGACAUUUACUCCCUUCGUUUCUAAAUAUACGUUUUUUUAGAGCUUUCAAUACAAACUACAUAAAGAAGUACUUCCUCUGUAAACUAAUAUAAAAUCGUUUAGAUCAUUAUUUUAAUGUUUUAAAUGCUUUUAUAUUAGUUUACGGAGGGAGUAAAUUUGUGUGUGUAUAUUGUUCUGUGAUCCAUCGUCAUAUAGACGAAACAUGAAAUCAACCGAGCUCUGUUACAUCCACGGAGGAUUCACUGGGAAUUUACGGGGUUUUUUAAUGCGGCACACAGUAUACGAAGCGUCCCCCUGUUAGCAACACUCUUCUCACAGGGAUCUAUUCCUCAUCAAUUCAGAUUGCAAGCCAUGGAUUCAUCAGGUUCUAGCCAUUACAAGGGAGGAGAGGAACACCAAAGGAAGAGGAAGACAGGCAGAAGAGGCCUAAGUUGUCCUGAUCCGAGCCGAGUUGUUCGUAGACCUUCCCUGCGUACUUGUAGUAGCUCCCUCCCGAGGCCUUAUUGCAGCCCAUGGCCCCGUCCAGGUGAUAGUAGGUUGGUCGCUAACAUUCGCCGCUCCUUAAAGAUCGGCUUGACCUCAAGCCGAUGCCAUGUUAAACCACUUGGAUCCCAUGGUGCUUGUGAUUUUCUUGAGUUCAUCGAGCCAUGGUCGAACAACAUUGAAGGGAUGUCGAAGCAGGCAUCGCCGAGGUAGCUGUCGGUUACGCCACAGACUUGCUCGAAAUAGAAGUGCAUUUGUGGCCGACCUGGGCUUGCUCGAAGGAAGUGG
This is a messenger RNA of Triticum aestivum (bread wheat), 1935 nucleotides long. RefSeq lists its product as uncharacterized. The coding region runs from base 285 to 926 and encodes 213 amino acids. The transcript has a single exon. The record is from RefSeq and is a predicted model, not a curated record. Lineage: Eukaryota; Viridiplantae; Streptophyta; Magnoliopsida; Poales; Poaceae.